Ustilaginoidea virens is the source of this 3750-nucleotide messenger RNA. RefSeq lists its product as uncharacterized. Gene Ontology annotation, molecular function: sequence-specific DNA binding; protein binding; DNA-binding transcription factor activity. The coding region runs from base 1 to 3750 and encodes 1249 amino acids. The transcript has a single exon. NCBI's taxonomy places the organism in Eukaryota, Fungi, Ascomycota, Sordariomycetes, Hypocreales, Clavicipitaceae. Gene Ontology annotation, biological process: regulation of ribosomal protein gene transcription by RNA polymerase II. The record is from RefSeq and is a predicted model, not a curated record. Gene Ontology annotation, cellular component: nucleus.
AUGACUUCGUCGAGCGAUGGCCGCCCCGGCGGCAACGGCCCCGAGCAGCAGCAGCAGCAGCAGCAGCAGCUCGCGCACGCCUCUGCUGGUCCUGACGCCCCGACUGUCGACCUUGACCUUGGCCUUGACCUUGACCUUGACGAUGCUGCUGCUGCUGCGGCAGUUGCGACCGCGACUGCAGAGGCAGCUGCUCCCGACGCCACUGCUGCUGCGGCUGCCAGCACCACCUCUACCUCUGCAUCUGCAGCACCUGAUCAAGCUCGAGCUGCGCAGCUUCCCUCCGACCCUUGUCGACAACAACAACAACAACAACAACAACAACAACAGCAACAACAACAGCAGCAGCAGCAGCAGCAACGACAACAACGACAACAACCUUCGACCCCGAAGCGCAAUAGUGACGCGGCACCAUCGGCAUCCUCCGUCAACUCCGUGGCCGAAGCGUCCCUCGAGCACGCCGCCAGCAACCCGUCAGCCGAUCAGCCUAUGCCGGAUGCUCCCAGCGAUGCUAACGCCGGAACCGUCGCCGUGACGGACCAGGCACACAUUCUGGCGCAGCCUGCUCCGCUGCAGCAGGCGCCGCAUCCUCCCAACGUGGCCAGCGUACCCAACGUACCCAACGUGCCUGCAGCCGACCACUUCCCGUCUUCGUCGUCGGCGCCCUUUACUCCCUCCAAGCUGGCAAAUCUCGAGCAGCAUGCGUACAUGAUGAUGGCCCUCGCCUCCAUGUCUGCAGCACCCAGCGUCAUGUCUCCGCCGCCCACCGUCACCCCUUCGCAGGUCACAUUGCCCCCCAACCUGCUGGACGACGGGCUGAACGGGGCCGCGCCAACGAAUGCUUUGCGGCAUGGCAACGCCGACAAGUGCCUGGAGUCGUUUGCUCGUGUAGAGUUUGCCGACAGCGUCUUCCAAAUGACCACAUAUGCCCUCAUCAUUGGUCGUGAUCAGCGAGCCAUGGAGCAGGCGCGGCGCGACGAGAAGCGCGCAGACGAGUACAAGCGCCGCGUGGAGGAGAAUGCCAGCAAGGGCUUGCCGCCGCCGUCGCCCAUCCGCAACGACAGGAGCAAGUUUAGCAAAUCCUAUGUCAGCGAGGAAGGCGGCAUGCUGGGACCGGAAUCCGACAGCGAGGGGAGCGGUCGGCCCCCGAAAAGGCGAAAAACGAGCACCAAUGGCUCCUCGCAGCACGAGAACGAAGAGCCGCAGGAAAACAACAUCAUCUCCAACCGCCAAUACGUGUCACACACUCCCGGCGCCGCAGCCGUCGACCUCACAUCCCUGCGGCCUUCGCCCUGGCACGUUCCCUUUAUCGGCAUCCACUCCCCCGGUCCCAACAUUGCCAGCAAGACCAAGGCCAUAUCGAGGGAGCAUCUCAAGAUUGCCUACAAUCAGGAGCAAGGGGUGUUUGAAGCCAUUCCUCUCCACAAGAACGGCUUCUUCUGCGAAGACGUUCACUACAAGAGCGAAAAAGUCGUCUUGAAGUGCGGCGACCGAUUGCAGAUCAAGGACGUCGAUUUCCAAUUCAUCAUCAACGGCGUCGAGCGUGGCCGGACGGGUGCGGAAGAGUGUCUCGACGAGGAGCCUCCCAAGAACCGGCACACUCACGGCGGAAAGGAAAUGAGCUUCGACUUUGAGCAAUCCCACGGCAACGGCGAGAUUCAAGACACCAGCGAUGAGUUGUCCGAUGUCGAAGUCAGCCCUCCCGAGCUCUCUGAUGACGCAGACGCUGAAGGGGAAGCUGGUGAGGAUGAUGAAGAGGGCCAGGACGGAGAGGACGGAGAAGACGGAGAAGACGGACAAGAUGGACAAGACUGCGCGGGCGAGGACGAUGAAGCAGAUGUGGCAGAUGAGCCGGAGCUGAAAAUGGAGCCAACGGCCGAGCUGGAUUUGUCGCUACCGCAGAUACCCAAGAAGAGAGGACCAGGACGGCCGCCCAAGAACGGCAUCAUGUCGAAACGGGAGCAGCGGCUGCUCAAGAAGCAGCAGCAAGAGAUGGCCAAGAAGACGCUUCCCGAAGCCUCGGCAACAGUAGAAGCGCCGGUCAAGCGAAAAGUGGGAAGGCCGAGGAAGCAUCCCCUGCCAGAGGAAGGCGGAGACCGACCCGAGAAGCGCAAGUACAAACCGCGCAAGCCCAGGGAAGACGGAGCCGAGGGUUCAGAUGCCGAGAGAAGAGCGCGGGAGAAGAAGGAGAAGAAGGCUCGGCCCAAGUCGCCUCCCUUGGAGCUCAAGAUUGAGGACUACACCGAGGAACAGCUUCAGAAACCAAACAAGAAUUACGGCGUCCUCAUCGACGAGACGCUGACCGCCGCACCCGACGGCCUGACGCUCAAGCAGAUUUACAAGAGAAUAUGCCAGAGAUACCCGUGGUUCUACUUCCACACCGAGACAAAGGGCUGGGAGAGCAGCGUGCGGCAUAAUCUGAUUGGCAACGAGGCCUUUAAGAAGGACGAAACGACGAAUCUGUGGUCCCGGGUCCCCGGAGUAGAACUAGAUGCGGGCAAGAAGCGCAAGGCUUCCUCACCGGACAGGAACCUGGCAGGCCAGGGCUACGGGCCGUACCCUUACCCCUACAACGCAGCUCAACACGUGGCUCCCGGAGCUUCGCCCGGUUAUCCUGCCGGCCAAGCACCACCCGGCUACCAGGUUCGCGGAUAUCCGCCGCCGCAACCCAGUCAAGUCGCCCGCCCCAUGCAGCCCUAUCCACCGGUUCCGGCAGCCCAGCCCGGCCAGCCUGGGCAACCCGGGCAACCCAACCCCCCAGCAGCAGCAGCAGCAGCAGCAGCAGCAGCAGCAGCAGGGCAACCACCGGCCCCUGCACACAUGCCUGGCUACGGGCCUCCGCCAGCGCCGGCGACGGCGAGGGCAGGGCUACCGCAACCCGGGACGUACAGCUCGCCGUACUCAUCACGCCCGCCGCCUCCGCCCCCGCCUCCGCCUCCGCCCGUGUCAUCAACUGGUCCUGUGAAAUCGGAACCUGGCGCGUCACAGCCAGGUACGCCGGCGGCCCAGCAACAACCUCACCUGGCGGCCUCGGCUGUCCCUACCGGCGGCGCAGGAGGUGCAAGCAGCGCAUCAGGGCCAAGCGCAGCUCGCCAAGCGCCGGCGCCAACGUCGGCGCCAACGUCAGCGCCCACGUCAACGGCAGCCCCAGCGCCUGGUGCAACCCGCCCCUCGGCAACACCGCCCGCUGCUGCCCCGACGAGGCCAGUGAUUGAACCACGCUUGUUGGCGGCUGUAGUCGGGCUCAAGAACGGCCUCGUCGAUAACUUGAAGAAGGCACGGAAUCCAAAGGCCGAGGCCAUAGUCAUGUCCGCCCUGAACCGGUGUGUCGGCCUCAAAAAGGAAGCCACGGAAAACGACAAGAUGGAGGCGAUAUGCAUCAAGGGCAUUCGCCAGGUCAUUGAGGGGUUCAACAAGAACAAGAGCCCCACGCCGGGCGGGUCCUCGUCGGAAACGCCGCCCAUCUUCGAAGCCAAGGUUCUGGCGUCCCUCAACGGGUUCAAGGAUGUGUCGGUCAAGGCACUCAAGGGACGGCUGGGGGAGGCGCGGGCCGAGGCGGUCACCUUGUCUGCCAUUGACCGGGUGCUUGGCUUUGCCGAUGCGAGCAUCGUGGCCCAGGGCGAGGGGGAGUCGUCGAGCACGAGCACGAGCACGAGCACGAGCACGAGCAACUUUGAGGGCGUGGAGCAGCACCUGAUCAAGUCUAUCCGGCAGCUUUUGAUGGGCAUGAACCAGAAAGUGCGAGAUGCGUGA